Amphibalanus amphitrite is the source of this 4302-nucleotide messenger RNA. RefSeq lists its product as uncharacterized. NCBI's taxonomy places the organism in Eukaryota, Metazoa, Arthropoda, Thecostraca, Balanomorpha, Balanidae. The coding region runs from base 1 to 4302 and encodes 1433 amino acids. Gene Ontology annotation, molecular function: nucleic acid binding. The record is from RefSeq and is a predicted model, not a curated record. Gene Ontology annotation, biological process: DNA integration. The transcript is spliced from 4 exons.
AUGAGUGACAUUGAGAAACUGACGCAGCUGCUCCUGCAGCAGGCGGAGCUGUCGGCGCAGCGGGAGCGAGACUCAGCGCAGCGCGAGGAGCGGCUCACUCAGAUGGUGGAGCGACUGGUCGCCGACCGACAGCCACCCGCUACCGUCGCUGCCGACGAUGCCUCGGCGGCGACAGCCGCCCGGACGUCGGCUGCCGCCCCGCCCGUGCGCCUGCCUGCUGCUGCAACGCCGGCGCCUCAUCUGUCGUCCUCCACAUCCCUGCGCGACUUCGCUGUAUGGAGGGAGAAGCUGGACGGGUACAUGCUUCUGACCGGCGCGUCCGCGCUGCCCGUCACUGCCCAGAGAGCUGCCCUUCUCAGUCUUCUCGACGAAGAUUGGCACCGGGUGCUGCGCUAUGGACUGACGAUAGCGGACGACUCUCCCCUCUCCGCGGUGGUAGACGCCAUGGAGAGUCAUCUCCGUAAGCAGCGCAGUGUCCUGGUCGACCGCCGUGCGUUCUACGCCCGUGUCCAGGAGCAGGGCGAGAAUUUUGAGGAGUUUCUGUGCGAAGUGAAGGAGCUCGCGGCAUUUUGCGACUUUUGCACACACUGUUACGACUCACGCCUGCGUGACAAGAUUGUGUGUGGCCUGCGGGACGAGGAGACGGUGAAGCGUCUGUUGGAGGAUCCGGGGCUGGACCUCAAGAAGACGGUGGACAUCUGCCGUGCGUCAGAGAACGCCCGGGCUACCUGCUCCGACCUCCGCUCACCGACGGCCGCCAUCUGCAACUCGUGUGGCCAGCGCGGCCACUUUGCAGUGGUGUGCGCCCAGGUGGCGCGCGAGAGCGCCGCUGCCCCCGCCGAGCGCGCAGCACCGGAGCGCGCGCGGCCCGCGGUGGGGCAGCCGUCAGAGCCGCGCAUCUGCCGUGUCAUCAGAGACGUCUACGUGAACGGCAUCUCGACGCGGCCGACUCCCACUGUGACUGUCCGACUGUCUACGCCGGCUGGUGUGUUCACCGUGCCGGCCCGGGCCGACUCCGGCGCCGAGGCGACAGUCAUCGGCGAAGACAGCCUGUCUUCCAUCUGCGUGGAACCAGCGCAGUUGGAGCCCUGCAUCGGCCAGCCAUUUUCAGCAGUAGGGAAACAGCCGCUCACCUGUGUCGGGUCGUUCCGGGCUACUCUGGAGCUGGGCGACCGAUCGACCACCGCUGCCGUGUUCGUCAUCAGGGAGCUGACUGGCCUGCUACUCAGCUGGUUCGACUGUGUGGCGCUGGGGAUUCUGCCGAGGGAUUUUCCGGCACAGAUCCGGUCCGUCGAGGACGCACCGCGCCCUGCUGAUGACGUCACGGUCUCUGUUGACGUCACAUCCGCUGAUUCGACUCUUCGAGUCAUGGACGGCGGUCUGAUGACGAUCGAACUCCGGCCCGACGCGUGUCCGACGUCGGUCACCGCUGCGAGACCGAUCCCCUUCGCCUGGCGUGCCGAGGUAAAGGCGCAGCUGGACGACCUGCUGGACCGCGGCGUCAUCGUCCCUGUGGACUACCCGACGGAAUGGUGCCAUCCCAUUUCGUGCGUGCCGAAGAACCCGUCCGGGUUUCGACUCUGCGUGGACCUGACGGGACUCAACCGGUACGUGAAUCGACCCACGUACCCCUGCCGGUCUCCUCACGAUGCCGUGACGAGUCUGCCCGCCGGGCACCGGUGGAUGUCGACUCUGGACGCCAAGAUGGGCUACUUCCAGGUGCCGCUCGCUGAGUCAAGUCAGGACCUCACCUGCUUCAUCACGCCGUGGGGCAGGUUCAAGUUCGUCCGCUGUCCGAUGGGAUGCAGUGCGUCUGGAGACGAGUACAACCGGCGCGGCGAUGCCGCGCUCGGCGACAUCCCAAACUGUGUCAAGAUUGUCGACGACAUCCUGGCCGUGGCACAGACGUACCGGCAGCACCUGCAGCAGGUGAUCGACAUCCUCCGGCGCUGUGACGACCGAGGAAUCACGCUGAACCCGCUGAAGUUCAAGUUCGCCCAGAAUGAGGUCAAAUUCUGCGGCUACAAGAUCACCCCGGCCGGCUACACCACCGACAAUGAAAAGGCGCGCGCCAUCGCUGAUUUCCCGAGACCGGAGAACGUCACCGACCUGCGGUCCUUCAUGGGUCUGGUAAAUCAGCUGAGCGGCCUCACACCGGAGCUGGCUGACUCGACUCAGGCCUUCAGAGACCUCCUCAAGUCGCGCCGGGUCUGGCGCUGGACUGAGCAGCACGAGGCAGCGUUUCUGCACACCAAGAUUGUGCUGUCGUCACCGCCGGUGAUGGCAUUCUUCGACCCCCAGCUGCCGACCGUGCUACAGACGGACGCUGCUAAAACCCGAGGACUGGGUUUUGCACUGCUCCAGAGGCACGGCGAGGACUGGCGUGUGGUCCAGUAUGGUUCACGGUUCCUGACCGAUACCGAGAGCCGAUAUGCUGUAAUCGAGCUGGAGCUGGCUGCUGUACUCUGGGCCUGCAAGAAGUGCCAUGUCUACCUGGCUGGCAUGCCCCACUUCGACCUGGUGGUCGACCACCGACCGCUGGUGACCAUCCUAAACUACAAGCAGCUCAACUCGAUCGACAACCCGCGUCUGCAGCGGAUGAGAGAGAAGUUGUUGGCCUACAGCUUCACCACCAGCUGGCAGAAGGGAUCGAGUCACGUGAUCCCAGACGCGCUCUCGCGAGCGCCCACCAGCGACCCCGCCGCUGAUGACGACGGAGCGGUGGACACCGAGGACGACCCGCUGCACGCCAGCGUCAUUGCCGCGCUGCAGGCCUCCACCCGAUCGGAGGAGGGCGCCCAGCUGGCUCCGCUGGUCGACUCCACACUGGAGAGAGUCCGCGCCGCCGCGGAGCGCGACACCGAGUACCAGACUCUCAGCGAGCUGAUCCUGGCCGGAUUCCCAGAGAACCGGCACGAGACGCCCCCUGCAGUACGAGCGUACUGGGGCGUGCGCCAUCAGCUGGCCAUCGACGACGGACUGGUGGUCUACGGCGCUCGACUGGUCAUCCCGUCCGCCCUCCGACGCGGUGUGCUGGAGAAACUCCACGAGUCACACCAGGGCGUUGAUAGGACCAAGCGCCGUGCUCGGCUCAGUGUGUACUGGCCGGGCAUCGACAAGCAGAUUGCUGACACUGUCGCCGCCUGCGCUCAGUGCCGUCAGCGCCUGCCCAGCCACGCCCGGGAGCCGAUGUGGCAGGAGGACGGCGCACCGACACGCGUCUUCGAGUCGGUCUCGGCCGACUACUUCUCCGCUGGAGGACACACGUACCUGGUGUACGUGGACCGGCUGUCCGGGUGGCCGUAUGUCACAGUGUGUCCCCGCACGGCCUCGGCAGACCAUCUGACGCGGCAGCUCCGACUGAUGUUCUCGCAGACGGGCGUCCCGACCGUGUUCCGGUCAGACGGCGGACCCCAGUUUGCAUCAGGCACGCUCCGCCGGUUCCUCCAGCGCUGGGACGUACGACAUGAGAUGUCGUCACCGCACUACCCGCGCGCUAACGGGCACGCGGAGGCCUGCGUGAAGACAGCGAAGAAGCUGGUGCUGGCUGCGUCCUCAUCGGGCCGGCUCGACCAGGACCAACUGGACCGAAGUCUGCUCGAACUCCGUAACACGCCCCGAGCAGACGGGCGGUCGCCGGCACAGGUGCUGUUUGGUCACCCGCUUCGCUCUGGUGUUCCCACGCACCACCGCGCCUUCGCUCCUGAGUGGCAGCGGGCGGCCGAUGUCUGCGAGGAAAAGGCUGCCGAGCUCCAGGAGCAGGCCGUCAGGUGCUACAACAAGAGCACGCGCCGGCUGUCACCGCUCAAGAUCGGCAGUCGGGUCGACCUUCAAGACCCCGCCACCGGCCGAUGGAACCGGAUCGGAGUGAUCGUGGGCGUCGGUCAGCGGCGCACGUACCUCGUCAAGACGGCCAGUGGCAAGGUCCUGUGGCGUAACCGCCGCUACCUGCGCCCAUACCGGCCGCUUCUGACGGAACCCACCCCGCCUGUGGCUCCGUCCGCCCCGCGCCCGCCCGCUGCGGUUCCACGAGGGAGGUUCGAAUGUGUAAACACCGUGGACAAUCAGCGCGCACCCUUCGGCUCCGUUUCUGGGGAGCUUCAGCGCGCACCCUUCAGCUCCCUCUCUGGUGAGCGUCAGCGCGCAGCUCCGUUUCUGCUGGGCGUCAGCGCGCACCCUUCAGCUCCGUUUCUGCUGAGCGUCAGCGCGCACCCUUCAGUUCCGUUUCUGGUGAGCGUCAGCGCGCACACCUCAGCUCCGUCUCUGGUGAGCGUCAGUGCGCCCUUCAUCUGCUGUAUCUGA